AUGAAUACAAGGAUGUUGUAUAUUUUUCCCUCGCACAGUUGUGUUAGUGAACAACAAAGGAAAAAUAUCCCGCUUUGCUUGGAAAAUUCCAAAGCAAAGAAUAAAAACGAUUGCCUAAAACGCUUAGUGGAAGCGGGAAUUAAAUUAUGUGAAACUAAUUUCGAGCCUUCGAGUUUUCCUUUUGAUAAUUACUAUUUGUUUUUCACUUUAUAUUUCCCCGACUGUGUCGAUGUAAUUCUCGUUGUUGUAUUCUGGAACAAAAAGUAA
Messenger RNA from Clunio marinus, 267 nucleotides. Lineage: Eukaryota; Metazoa; Arthropoda; Insecta; Diptera; Chironomidae. The record is from the annotation of a GenBank genome assembly.